This is a messenger RNA of Anopheles nili, 1767 nucleotides long. RefSeq names its product myotubularin-related protein 9. The record is from RefSeq and is a predicted model, not a curated record. Lineage: Eukaryota; Metazoa; Arthropoda; Insecta; Diptera; Culicidae. Bases 1 to 1767 code for a protein of 588 amino acids. The transcript has 3 exons. Gene Ontology annotation, biological process: negative regulation of autophagy.
AUGGAAUUCGCUGAGCUUAUCUUAACGCCCAAGUUGGACGGAGUGCUGCUUUACGAUCAGCUAAGUGACCGGCCAAUAGACGGAACACUGUGUAUUACUGGACACCAUCUUAUUUUGAGCACACGGAAAGAAGGCGCACAGGAACUGUGGCUCCUUCAUCAAAACAUCGAUCUCGUCGAGCGGAAACCUAACAUCGUAAACAACGUCCUUGAAGGCGGAACGAUCAUUCUAAAAUGCAAAGAUCUCAGAAUCAUUGCCCUAAAAAUCGCCUCCCCGCAAGAGUACUUCAACAUUUCCAACUCGAUCGAACAGCUAUCGAACCUGGAGGAAACAAAGAUGCUCUAUCCUUUCUUUUACAUACCAAUGUACAACAUUCUGGAAGACGGUUACUCGUUAUAUCGACCGGAGCAGGAAUUUGGAAAGCUAUUGGCCAAUGGCGACGAGUGGCGACUGACGACGGUGAACAGCUCGUACCAGGUUUGCCCGACAUACGGCGCGAAGCUUGUUGUGCCACGUUCCAUAACCGACGAACAGAUCAUCCAGUCCUCGGCGUUUCGUGACGGGGGACGUUUUCCCGUGCUGUCCUACCGCCACAUGAACGGUGCGGCUAUGUUGCGCAGUGCUCAACCGUUGGCAGCCCCAGGCGUCACGAAGCGCUGCCGAGCGGAUGAAGCCAUCCUGAAUACGGUGUUGGGACGCAGCAAGAAAGGCUUUAUUUUCGACACAUGGGCUAAGGGUAAAAGCAGCACGACGGAAACGGAUCAGCACUAUUCCCAAUGGAAAAAGGUGACCCGACCGAUCGGCCAGUUCAGUUCAGUGUCAGCUUUGUUAGAUAGUUUUAUCAAAUUGAUGGAAGCGUGCAACGACGUUCAGUGCAGUUCGGACAAGUGGUUGACUCGGUUGGAGAUGUCCGGAUGGCUUGGUUACGUACUUAAUGCGCUAAAUGCGGCCUGCGUGGUAGCGCAAUGUCUCGAUCAGGAAGGUAGCCCGGUGCUGGUCCACGGAGGAAAAGGUUUUGACACAACACUGGUCGUUACUUCGCUGGUGCAAAUUAUUCUGAAUCCCGAUAGCCGCACCAUCAGAGGACUGCAAGCCCUCAUCGAUCGAGAAUGGUUGCAAGGUGGUUAUCCUUUCUCAACCCGACACAAGCAUUCCUGCUAUACACCCUCCAACCUACGACGGAAAAGCUCCAGUGCCACGUUCCUGUUGUUUCUCGACUGCGUCUACCAGCUGUACGCUCAGUUUCCGUGCAGUUUUGAGUACGACCAUCGAUUAAUGGUAACCCUGUACGAACACAGCUACUUCAGUCAAUACGGCACGUUUCUUGGCGAUAGUGAGCGCGAUCGAGUUCAGUUGAAGGUUUUCUCUCGUACUACUAGCCUGUGGUCUCAUCUGAAUCGACCCGAAGUGGUAAAAUCUCUCCUCAAUCCCUUGUACGAACCGAAUCCUUCCGUCAUUUGGCCAUCGGUGGCACCGAUCAGUAUAGUCCUUUGGUCGGAGCUAUACACACGCUGGUCUAUUGAUCAAUCCCAGCUGAAAAUCAAUUUUGGUCACAUUCAAGCGCUGGUUAGUAGAGAAAAGGAUCUACGCAGUCGUGUGAUGAAACUGCGUCGCCAGCUGUCGGAGUUGCAGCGGGAGUAUCAGCAGAUACGGAGCGAAAAGAACGGGAACAGUGACGCAGCCCAUCGACGCUUGGAAAUGGACGAUCCCGGUGAUGACGGUGAUGAAGAAAGUGUAUCCUCAGAUGCACUGGGCUCCAGUAAGUAG